Messenger RNA from Cordyceps militaris CM01, 1128 nucleotides. Its product is annotated as GDSL lipase/acylhydrolase family protein. Bases 1 to 1128 code for a protein of 375 amino acids. Gene Ontology annotation, molecular function: hydrolase activity, acting on ester bonds. The transcript has 4 exons. NCBI's taxonomy places the organism in Eukaryota, Fungi, Ascomycota, Sordariomycetes, Hypocreales, Cordycipitaceae. The record is from RefSeq and is a predicted model, not a curated record.
AUGAACAGCGUCUUCAGGUGCAUGGCGUUGAGUACGGCCAUCUAUACUGAUGAAUCAAGGGCCAUUUAUCUAGCCAAGCACGGCCAGGUGCCACCGCCGGGACUGCUUAUGCCGCCAAAUAAUAUCACCGCAGAUGGUGGCAUAUCUUGGGGCAGAAUGGUGGCCAGCAUGACAGGUGCCCGGUACUACAACUAUGCAGUGGCCGGCUCUACAUGCUCACAGAAGGUGGCAACGCAGCCAGCACGCAUCAUACCUGGCCAGGUACCGACUGUUCUCGAGUAUGGGAUUCCUGCAUUCGAGGCAGAUUUGGCCUGUCCAUCUUUCUAUGUCGAUCGGCAGCCAAACAACACGGUGUAUGCCAUGUGGAUUGGUACCAACGAUUUGGGCGUCGAGGGCUUUCUCUACGACCGGAAUAUGCCAGGGACCAUUCUUGCUGACCUUGUGGACUGCAUAUGGAGAUCUUUUGACCACAUUUACAGGACCGGAGGUCGGCGCUUCAUUGUCAUGAACACUGUGCCACUGGAUAGAGCGCCGACUUACGCAAGCUUUGGGAGUGGCGGUGCAGGAGACAACCCGGUUUGGCCGACGAAAUCCAAGUACAAUACGACAGAAUAUCAGCAAAAGAUGUUUCAGUACAGUCGGGCAGUGAAUGAGUUGCUGGACAACACGUCGCCAGUCCAUCUUCUGGUCAAACGUCGCUGGCCCGGCGCAAGCAUCACAGUCUUUGACGCUCAUUCGAUAUUCAACGAUAUACAUGAAAACCCUGGUAAGUAUCUUUCGCCGCCGCAAAACGUCGUAUCGUCUUUCAAGACUUGCGAUGCGGGGGGUAACUGCGAGAAUUCUAGCUUGUCCAGGUCGAGUUUUCUCUGGUAUGUACAUGCGAUAUCUCUGCAUAUUGAUCAGAACUUGACUUACAGCCGAUAUUUCACCGUAAUCAGGUACGAUAUGCUGCACCCGUCUGAAAGAACUAUGGAGAUUGUAGCAGAGGAUCACAAGUCUGAACUCGAUGAGAGACAGGCUGUGGCAUUUUACACACUACCUAGAUUUUACAUAUGCGGCGUGCCUGCCCCACUGGGUCAGGCACGACUUAACCUUCGACGCCGGGUUACCGCUGCACCCAACGUAUGA